This is a messenger RNA of Phalaenopsis equestris, 1369 nucleotides long. RefSeq lists its product as uncharacterized. The record is from RefSeq and is a predicted model, not a curated record. Lineage: Eukaryota; Viridiplantae; Streptophyta; Magnoliopsida; Asparagales; Orchidaceae. Bases 255 to 1193 code for a protein of 312 amino acids. The transcript has a single exon.
CCCUACCUGAUGAAGAGUGGUGAAAAAGGUCAAGUUGUGGGGUUUUAAUUGUAAAAUAAGAGUUUGUUAGAUGAGUAAAUGAAAAAGAAUUGAGUGCCGUGUAUGUGAAUUCCCCUUAAAAUUUCAAAUAUAAGUUCGUCUCCUUCCUCCCCAAUUUGUCCCAAGCGAAACCCUAACCCUAAUUUUCAGACGGAGGUUUCAAGCGCUUCUCGAUCUCUUCUUCCAGCUACUCCGAUAUCAAUGCUCCGAAAAACAUGAAGAAGCUCGAGAGGCGAUCAGGUGAAGCCUCAGGGGUAAUUGGCAAAGGCGACGAACUUCCCCUCAUUCCAGCUCGUGGCUGCUUCGGAGACGGAUGUGAAGCUUUGGAUCCGUGGCCAGUUCAUCAGGUCCGUCAUCGAAACAACGUCUUUCUCCGUCUCUGCACGUCUUGCGUACUGAAGUACCAUCCGGGCUCCUUCUGUUGCUCUUGCUACGAAGUCCUCGACUCAGCCAAGCGUCCGCCGCUCGUCCAUUGUUCCAAAUGCCCCUCUGUUUCCCACCUUUGCUGCCUUCCGGACCCCUCCAUUGCCCCUCUCUACCUGUGCCCAGCGUGCUAUUCCCCUUCCCCGACCUUAUUCUCCUACUUCCCCUUCUCCAAGAAUUCCCCUGAUCGGGUUAUUGAUCUGCGAGCGGCUAAAAUCCUCCUCGCUGCUGCACGCCUCUCAGCCGCAUCAAUGAGCCGGGCGGCAGUCCUUGCUCGAGCUGACGCGGAGAAGAAGGUCAAGGAGGCUGCUUUGGCAAGGAAGAGGGCGAGAGACAUGCUUCAUAGAUCCUUAUUCAUCUUUGAAAAGGAGAACGAGAAGAUUAGAGACUCGGUUAGGACUGCCGUGGCACCAGUUGUCUCUGUUGCUAAUGUUGCCCCAAAGGUGGAGGUGGCAGAGCCAAAGAAGAAGGUCCCUAGACCGAGCUGUACAGUGAAAGCAGGCUCCGUGGUUCAGAAGAGGGUCCAGGAUAGGGAGAGGGAGAAGUGGAAAAGGUUUAGCGAGCCGAUUGGGUUGGUGAAUGGGUCGGCACUCGUGGUUGGUGGCAAUGAAAAGAUAAAGGGACAUUUGAAUUCAGAUGCAAAGGAUGGUUUGGUAAAGGAUGAAGAGAAGAAGGGGAUUGUCUCUGGUUCAUUCACUGAAAUUGACAAGCAAGAGCGAGAGGAGAGGUAGAAGCAAUAUAUGUUUUUCUGCUAUCUCAACCCACUUAAGGUGAGCAACCAAGUAAUAUUUAGAUUGUAAUUUUUGAGAAAUUUGUGUUUGUAAGUUGUUGCUACGUUGAAAAUAGUUUGGUAAUGUUAGUCUUAUUUGCGGGAAUUCUUGUUAGGUUGCUUCAUUUUGAUUUAGAA